AUUUUUAUAUACAUACAGCCACUCCCCAAUGUUUCAUUUACAUACAUGUGGUCUCUUUGCGUUUUGUAUUCGAUCGGCUUGCAUUUGCAUGUGAAGAAAGGAGCGCCACAAGGGAAGGUGCGCGCCCUCGCUGAUCCUUGCAAAAGCAGAGUGCAGCGAGAGAGCUUAGUUAGCUAAGGAACCUCUCUCUCUCUCUCACACACACACACCUUAUUAGAUGAUGAUCUUGCAAAGCUCGAAGCUACCACUCGAUCGAGAAGAACCCCCACUGGGAGAACCAAAGAACAGGAGCCCGCGUCUUCUUGCUACCGCCGGCCAUGUGGUGGCGAGCAGCCGCCUCUCGCCUCCGGAUGCUUCCCCGACCGCUGUCUCCGGCAUCCGCCACGAGGAGGAGGAACAACCACCUCCACCUUUUCUCGCUGCAGCGGCUUCCGGUGGCGGAGGAGGAGGCGGAGUUCACGACGGCAGAGGCGCGUCGAGUGGCGCGGCUCGUCGGAGUGGAGGUGCUCAAGAGGCGGCUGAGGGGAGGCGGGCAAGAGGUGGUGGGCUACGGCGAGCUCCUCGACGCGUGCCUGGAGGCCGGCGCGGCACGGACGCACGCGCAGGCGGAGGUGCUCGCCCGGGCCAUGGACAAGUCCGGCGUCCUGCUGCUCUUCCGGGGCAAGGCCUACCUCCAGCCCCACAAGGUCGUGGACCUGGUAACAAGUGCUGUGCCGCAUGUACACGAAGCAGCGAACGACAUCAAAAGGCAAGAAUUCAGGCAGCUCAAGAAACAGAAGGAAGAUAUCGACAGCAAGGCGCAGAAGCAGGUGAGGGCGAUCCUGUGGUCAGGCUACGGGCUGCUGAUGACCCAGGUCGAGAUGUGCUUCCGGUUCACCUUCUGGGACUUUGAUUGGACUGUGAUGGGGCCAAUCACCUUCUUCGCCGCCAGCUCUUUCCUCCUCGCCGACUACGCCUAUUUCCUUGUUACCUCCAGCGACCUGGAGAUGGAGAGGCAAUUGAGGUGUCCUCUUGGAGGUGACCAUUCUCGAGCUGCUACCAAGGCCAUCUUUGAAGAAAUCGAGCGGCAGCUCAGGGACGGGCAGGAUGAUCAGGUGGUCGGCUAUGACGACAAGCUCCUCGGCGCAUUGCUGGAGAGUGGCCUCGUGCGCACGGAGGCGGAGGCGCUCAUCCGGGGGAUGGAGGAGAACAGGUUGGCUCUGCUUGUCCGGGGCAAGGCCUACCUCAACCACAAGAAGGUGACAUUGCUAAACUAAUCACCGAGAUUCAAUGGUUGUUGCACAUUAAUAUAACAAGUAUCCAGAGAUCAAUGACCAGUCAAUGUUCAAUUUAACUAUGAAAAUCCAUGGUUUAGUACUGCGCUAAAUAAUACUGAGUUCAGCAUGUUAGUAGACAAUAGAAUAGUGAACGGAAUACUAACCCAUGU
Messenger RNA from Brachypodium distachyon (stiff brome), 1426 nucleotides. Its product is annotated as calcium uniporter protein 6, mitochondrial. The record is from RefSeq and is a predicted model, not a curated record. Gene Ontology annotation, cellular component: uniplex complex; mitochondrial inner membrane. Lineage: Eukaryota; Viridiplantae; Streptophyta; Magnoliopsida; Poales; Poaceae. Gene Ontology annotation, molecular function: calcium channel activity; uniporter activity. The coding region runs from base 318 to 1256 and encodes 312 amino acids. Gene Ontology annotation, biological process: mitochondrial calcium ion homeostasis; calcium import into the mitochondrion. The transcript is spliced from 4 exons.